AUUAUUUAAAAAUAUACCAUUUUUGUUAAGAUCUAUGAGACGCCUAUUUAAUAUGGAAGUUCUUUAAUGGGGCAAGUUUAGGAGAAAACACUUGAACUUGGUUAAUGUAGUACACUUUAUCACCAAGAGAUGGCGGAAUGUACUCAAUCAACCUGAUUUUAAUGAAGUCUUGAGCGUUUAAAUGGUCUUUGUUUUGGGAGUCCCCAGUUUCCUUAUCUUUUACCUUAAGAAAAAUGUACGACAGUCAACAGAUAAGAUGGAGGAAAACCAGUUUACAUCUCUCACGGCUCCUUCGGAUUAUUUUCAGCAGUGGUACCAAUCCAGUCAGCAGCACCCUGAAGCGCAGCAUGUGAUGUCGUUUCAUAACAUGGGCCAUUAUAGUGAAGGCCCUGUAGAAGAGCCUGUUAUGGGCCAGCUAUCUGUCCACCAGGAUCCAUCGCUUUACCAGGAACCUUUUUACCAAAACUACCUUCCAGCCUCAAAUCACUACCAGGAGCAGGUCUGCCACCAGAGCACCAGGGAGCAUCAGCACCAGCAGCAUCCUGCAGUCCUGCACCAACCUCAACAUCACUCUAUGACACAGCAGCAGGAAACAAGUAUUCAGCAGCAACCUCAGCCUUCUGGGCAACCUCAAGUUUUGCCACCAGCAAAGAAGAAGAGAGGUCGACCUCCUAAGCAGCAAAUGGACAAUGGUGAGACACAGGAGGAUGAGGAGGACACCGAAGCUGCCAAAAAAAAAGCAAAGAGGGCUCUCAACCGGUUCAGUGGCAUGUCUGUGGCAGAAGUUAUGGCCAAAACCCUUCCUGAUGUUAUUACCUACAAUCUAGACAUAUUGAUAAUUGGAAUCAACCCAGGACUAUUGUCAGCCUUCAAAGGACACCAUUACCCAAACCCAGGAAACCAUUUCUGGAAAUGUCUGUUUCUGUCUGGUCUGACUGAUCAGCAGCUCAACUACAUGCAUGACCAGAGUCUGCCAGAGAAAUACAGCAUUGGCUUCACUAACAUGGUGGAAAGAACUACACCUGGCAGUAAAGACCUCUCCAGUAAAGAGAUUCGUGAAGGAGGCCGACAACUACUUGACAAGCUGCAGAAAUACAAGCCAUUAAUAGCAGCCUUUAAUGGAAAAGGUAUCUAUGAAAUCUUUUGUAAAGAGACCUUCGGUGUUAAGGCCAAGAAUCUUGAAUUUGGCUUACAGCCCUACAGAAUCCCAGAAACUGAAACGGUGUGCUACUUAAUGCCAUCAUCAAGCCCUCGUUGUGCCCAGUUUCCACGUGCACAAGAUAAAGUGCAUUUCUACAUCAAGCUGAAGGAACUGCGAGACCAGAUGAAAGGCCAGGCAGCCAGCCACGAGAUUGUAGAGACGCAGUACACCUUCGACCUGCAGCUAGCUAAAGAGGAUGCAAAGAGGAUUGCUAUCAAGGAGGAGCAAGAGGAUCCAGAGUAUGAGAGCUGCAGUGGGCAGCAGAACAGCUGAGAGUACAGAAGAAAAACCUCCCUGUCUGCUGUAGCACUCAGAAAUGAGCACUGUAAGCCAGUUGUUGGACCAUAUGACAACGGAUCACCGCAGCUGGGGUUAUUAAUUCAACAGAUAACCAAAUAUCAGCUGAACUAGUACCAAGGUACACAUAGAAUUACACAUUAGAAGGGCUUUGCUGUUCCUGAGGCAGUGCAAUGUGAUGCCCAAGACACACAGAGCCCACACCAGUUAUAUUUUUUUUAACACUGAGAAAUGUGCAUGUUUUUUGGUGUUACUUUUUAAUUACUAUUUAUUACUUUUUGUAUGUGUUUCCAGCAGUUUAUUUUGUAUUUUGAUAAAGGGUAUUUUAUGAUUUAUCCACUGUACAACAUUUCUCAUUUGUAAGAACAGCUUUAUUAAAUCUC
This is a messenger RNA of Melanotaenia boesemani (Boeseman's rainbowfish), 1881 nucleotides long. RefSeq names its product thymine DNA glycosylase, tandem duplicate 2 (gene tdg.2). Gene Ontology annotation, cellular component: nucleus. Bases 182 to 1474 code for a protein of 430 amino acids. The record is from RefSeq and is a predicted model, not a curated record. NCBI's taxonomy places the organism in Eukaryota, Metazoa, Chordata, Actinopteri, Atheriniformes, Melanotaeniidae. Gene Ontology annotation, biological process: base-excision repair, AP site formation. The transcript has 11 exons. Gene Ontology annotation, molecular function: mismatch base pair DNA N-glycosylase activity.